UAGGUGAUCUACCCCACUCGGCCUCCCAGAGUGCUGGGAUUACAGGCAUGAGCCACUGCACUCAGUGCCUGAUAUUAGGAUUCAAUGAAAUACAUUUAUCUUUGCCUAUGGAGUCUCUAAACUUGUGAAUUUAGUGAAAUAGCUUGAACAUUUUCAACUGGUAAAAUUAGAUCACUAUAGUUGAAUCAUUUGGUGCAAGCUGUUAAUGUGACAUUCAGCUGGAAUUUAUCAGACUCAAUUAGAAAACCUCCUCUCAUUUAAAUAAAACAAAAAAUUGAAUAGAUAGGGAAAAGGUUAUAUAUGCUUUUUAUUCUCUUUUCCAUUUUAGAAAGCAAAUGAACAUAACUAUGAAAUAGAUAAGUCAUACUUAGUGAUAAAAUAUCCUCCAUUUUUAAGGAGUAAUUUCCCUGUAUUUCACAUUUGAUGACUUUUGGGAUCUAUAUUUCCAUUUAGAUAACUGUUAACAUUGUUGGUGUUUAUUUUACUACAGGAAAAUUGGUGAGUGUAUGUGAUGACAGUUACACAGUACAUAUUUGAUAACAAGGGUAGAGUAAGUCAGUUCAGUCGUGGUGGUCUGUUAUCUAUUUUUAGGUCUUUUUGACCCAGGAGUCUGUGACCUAUGAAAUCUCCACUUUUUUGGAUUUGUUAAGGUCUUUUACAAUGCAAAGAUUUAAAUUUAGAUGAGUACCACACUGAAGGAUAUUGGCUAAUGUGGUCCCAAACAUAAAGGGUAUCAAAGUAUACAAUGGGAAAAGCUUAUGAAGUUACGGUAACGUAUGUGAGAGGAGAGGGGCUACAGUUAAGGAAGUUUCUUUUCUUCCCUAACUUAUAACAAAGAGAAUCUGAAAUGUAAACUGGUAUUUGCCAUGCUCUGAUUAGUCAGCAGCAUGCCAUUUUGUGAAAUCAUUGCUGAGAAAAUGUACCAAAUCUUGAGUACAGAGUGUUCCUGCAUCUGAUUGGAAGGGGCACAUGAAUUGUUUCUAAGGUAUUGCAGACCCAAGGCUGCACAAAUUAAUGUGGAGACUUGGGGGAGGGAUCCAGUCAGGGAAGGGAAGCUUCCUAGACAUUACAGCUCUGUCCAGAGGCCAAAUGGGAGAUAAAUCACCACUGGCCACCUCUCUUAUUAUUGAAAUGGUUCAGCCCUGGGGUUUAACUGAAGGACUAACAGGGUUUUGAAGUGCAAAUAGGAUGGUGGAGGGUAAACCUUUUUAGGGUUUCAUUUUGAUGGAUUUUUUUUCCUGUGUGGAUUUCUGGUACAGACUGUGAUCUGGAAGGGGUCCUUAAAAAAAAAAAAAUUUUGUUUUGUUUCUGAUCAGUCAGAUAAUAAGAACUUUCCAUAGGGGUGUACUUUUCUAGCAUGCAUAUUGAUUCUAUUGUGUUUUAAUGUAGAUCAUUUAAUUGGAUCUUUUUUUGAGCCUUCUGCAGUGGAGCUGUCAUUUCAAGGUCACUUCUCUUUCUUGUUAUUAAUGCCAAAGUUUGAAAGUGUUGAAUGAUGUGGUACUUCUGGAUUAAUAGAUUGUGGGGGAUUACUUAGGGCCACUGUGUAUAAGGCUUUGUUUAUAAAGUCUUCUAGUUAAAGAUCCAGUCCAUAUUAGAACAAAUAUUUUACAUAAGUGUUCUAUAAUUAUUUAAUCUUUUUUCUAUUGUGAUAUCAUUUUACAUACUCAUUUUUUUAUUUUGUAUGUAUUCUGCUUUGCCAGCCUUAAAAAAAAAAACAGAAAAUUCUGAGAUUAUGAAACAUUAUACUAUGUUAUUUAUGAAAGAUACAUUGAAGUGUUUGAGGAAAGAAGAGAGACAUAAAAAUGUUUAAAUAACUGAUAUGUUGAUUUAUAUAAGUUGAAAUUUUUUUUAACCUUCUCCCCACAAGUAAUUCAAUCACAGGAGACAAAAUAUACUUUAAAAUUUGUUUUUUUCUUUUUGGAAAGUGGAGAGGAGAGGAGUCAUUAGUAACGCCAGAGAAAAAUGAUUGUAGCAUAACUUAAAGGCUUUGUGUACAAAAAUUUUAGAGAAAAAAUAUUUUUAUUAAAGAAAUGCUGUAUUUAGAUUUCUUCUUAGAAAUACUGUUGAUGGAAAUUUUCUUAAGCAUUUUGGCUUUUUAUUUUAGAUGUAACAUAAAUAUUUGUAUCAUUUUCCCUUUUUGAGAAAAAUAAUGUAUUUAGCUCCAACAGAGGUUUUCCUGUGUUGCUCGAUAUCUAUUAUAAAAACGGGUUGUUAAUCUCCAUAAUUGGCAUUGACCACAUGAUGUUCUUAAUUGACCUUCAGCAGUGUGGUCGUUCCUGAGAGCAUCUGUCACUUUAGGCAUUACAAGAUGGAUGGGUCUCCAGUGAACUGCUGGUUGAAGCAAAUGGUGAAAAUAAGAAAAGUCAAGGGGUUUCAGGGUCUGCAGAGGGGACAGACAACAAGGAAACACUGUUAGAAAUCAAGAGUAAGCUGAGCAAUAGAGGAAGAGAGCAAAGAUGGAUCAGAUGUCAUUUUAUAAACAUCUUGGAAAUCAGAAUCUUUUGGCUUUCGUGAUCUGAGGGAGACAUCUGCAUCAUGGUGCACAAAAAGCUUUAAACAAGUUAAAAUCUAGGCAACAGACUCCCUGAAGUGUUGACUGCCCAACUUAAUCAUGACUGUGAUUCAAAAAUGUUAUUAAAUAAACCAAGGUGUAGAUCAUGGGGAAUUCGUAUGCUGGGCAACUGAAAUCUGCUCGAUUUGAGGAAGCUCUCCACAACUCCAUAGAAGCCUCACUCAGAUGUAGUAGUGUGGUACCGCGGCCAAUUUUUUCCCAGCUGUACCUGGACCCUGACCAGCAUCCUUUCUCAUCUGCAGAUGUCAAACCCAAGGUGGAGGAUCUGGACAAAGAUUUGGUAAACCGCUACACUCAAAAUGGAAGUCUGGAUUUUUCUAACAAUCUAACAGUUAAUGAAAUGGAAGACGAUGAAGACGAUGAAGAAAUGUCUGAUUCAAACAGUCCACCAAUUCCCUAUUCACAAAAACCUGCCCCAGAAGGAUCUUGCACUACAGAUGGUUUUUGUCAAGCAGGAAAGGAUUUGCGUUUGGUAUCACUGUGUAUGGAACAAAUUGACAUCCCAGCAGGAUUCCUCCUGGUGGGGGCCAAGUCUCCCAAUCUGCCUGAACACAUCCUAGUUUGUGCUGUGGACAAGCGAUUUCUACCGGAUGAUCAUGGAAAAAAUGCACUUUUAGGGUUUUCUGGAAAUUGUAUCGGCUGUGGAGAAAGAGGAUUUCGAUAUUUCACGGAAUUUUCCAACCACAUUAACUUGAAGCUCACCACUCAGCCAAAGAAGCAGAAGCACUUAAAGUACUACCUAGUCAGAAGCUCCCAGGGUGUACUGUCUAAGGGACCUCUUAUCUGCUGGAAAGAAUGUAGAAGCCGACAAUCCUCUGCUUCUUGCCACUCUAUUAAACCAAGCUCUUCAGUGUCAUCAACUGUGACCCCAGAAAAUGGGACAACUAAUGGAUACAAAUCAGGAUUCACUCAGACAGAUUCGCCGAUUCUCAGUCCAGCUAAUUCUGCAAUCAAUUUAAGUGGAGCUCAGGACCUGACCCGGAAUAAGAAUGUUGUGAAACCACUGGCUUUAUCUUUGCAGGUUGUAGGGAAGACUUUUGCUGCAGAUGCUGCUAAUGGAAACAGUAGCCAUGGAGGGAAGGGCAGUGCAUCCAGCUCCACUCCAGCCCACACAGGGAAUUACUCUUUGUCACCAAGACCUAGCUAUGCAUCAGGAGACCAAGCUACCAUGUUCAUUUCUGGGCCACCAAAGAAACGACACCGGGGAUGGUAUCCUGGGUCACCUCUCCCCCAACCUGGCUUAGUUGUACCUGUCCCUACAGUUCGUCCUCUUUCAAGAACGGAGCCCCUUUUAUCUGCCCCAGUUCCACAGACCCCACUAACUGGAAUUUUACAACCCAGGCCCAUUCCUGCAGGGGAAACUGUAAUUGUUCCUGAAAACCUGCUGAGUAACUCAGGAGUUAGACCAGUAAUUCUGAUAGGCUAUGGCACUUUACCCUAUUUCUAUGGAAAUGUUGGUGACAUUGUUGUGAGUCCUCUGCUGGUGAAUUGCUACAAGAUUCCACAGUUGGAAAACAAAGAUUUGGAACAAUUAGGGUUGACUGGCAGUCAAUUUCUGAGCGUGGAAAACAUGAUUCUUCUGACGAUACAGUAUCUUGUGCGGCUGGGUCCUGAUCAGGUACCUCUCAGGGAAGAAUUUGAGCAAAUUAUGCUGAAAGCUAUGCAAGAAUUUACUCUGAGAGAAAGAGCCCUGCAGAUAGGUGCUCAGUGUGUCCCUGUGUCACCAGGACAACUCCCCUGGCUUGCUAGAUUAAUUGCCAGCGUAUCUCAAGACUCGGUUCAUGUGAUUGUGACCCAGAACUCUUUGGCGGAGGGCAUUUCAGAGACCUUAAGGACUCUCAGUGAAAUGAGACACUAUCAAAGGCUACCAGAUUAUGUGGUGGCAAUUUGUGCAUCGAAAAUCAGAGGAAAUGAAUUUUGUGUGGUAGUGUUAGGUCAGCACCAGUCCCGAGCUCUGGCAGAGAGCAUGCUCACCACAAGUGAGUUUUUGAAAGAAAUUAGUUAUGAGCUUAUCACAGGAAAGGUCAGUUUCCUGGCAUCACAUUUCAAAACCACAUCAUUAGGCGAUGACCUAGACAAGCUGCUGGAAAAAAUGCAACAAAGAAGAGGAGACAGUGUGGUUACCCCUUUCAAUGGAGACCUGAAUGAAUGUGUGUCACCCCAGGAGGCUGCUGCUAUGAUUCCCACACAAAACCUGGAUUUAGAUAACGAAACCUUCCAAAUUUAUCAACCGCAGCUAACAGUUGCCAGAAAACUCUUAUCCCAGGUGUGCGCUAUAGCGGACAGUGGCAGCCAGAGCCUGGACCUCGGUCACUUCAGCAAAGUCGACUUCAUCAUCAUUGUCCCCAGAUCGGAGGUGUUGGUUCAGCAAACUCUUCAACGGAUUCGACAAUCAGGUGUCCUUGUAGACUUGGGUCUGGAGGAAAAUGGGACAGCCCAUCAGAGAGCAGAAAAAUAUGUUGUUCGUCUAGACAAUGAGAUUCAAACCAAGUUUGAAGUUUUUAUGAGGAGAGUGAAACAGAACCCGUACACACUGUUUGUGCUAGUUCAUGACAACUCCCAUGUGGAACUAACGAGCGUCAUUUCAGGCUCUUUGUCACAUGGCGAACCCAGUCAUGGACUAGCUGAUAGGGUCAUUAAUUGCAGAGAAGUUCUGGAAGCUUUCAACCUCCUGGUGCUCCAGGUCAGCUCCUUCCCAUACACUCUGCAGACCCAACAGUCCCGCAUUAGCUCUAGCAAUGAGGUUCACUGGAUACAGCUGGAUACCGGGGAGGACGUGGGCUGCGAGGAGAAGCUAUACUUUGGCUUGAAUGAGUACAGCAAGUCUCUGCAGUGGGGGAUCACGAGCCCACUUCUGAGAUGUGACGAGACUUUUGAAAAAAUGGUGAACACACUCUUGGAGAGGUACCCCAGGCUGCACAGCAUGGUCGUCCGCUGCUAUCUUCUCAUCCAGCAGUACUCUGAGGCUCUGAUGGCUCUCACCACCAUGGCGUCACUCCGAGACCACAGCACACCAGAAACACUCAGCAUUAUGGAUGACCUCAUCAGCUCCCCAGGCAAAAACAAAAGUGGGAGGGGACACAUGCUCAUUAUCAGGGUGCCCUCGGUGCAGCUGGCGAUGUUAGCCAAGGAGCGGCUACAGGAGGUGCGCGACAAACUGGGUCUGCAGUAUCGGUUCGAGAUCAUCCUUGGGAACCCGGCCACUGAACUCAGUGUUGCAACUCACUUUGUGGCGCGAUUAAAGAGUUGGAGAGGAAGUGAACCAGAAGAGUGGAUCCCUCGGACAUACCAAGAUUUAGACGGUCUGCCUUGUAUUGUGAUAUUAACUGGCAAAGAUCCUCUUGGAGAGACCUUUCCCAGGUCUUUGAAGUACUGUGACCUCCGGUUAAUUGACUCAAGCUAUUUAACUCGCACGGCCUUGGAGCAGGAGGUGGGUCUGGCAUGCUGCUAUGUCUCUAAAGAGGUCAUCCGGGGACCCACUGUUGCCCUGGACCUCAGCGGGAAGGAGCAGGAGAGAGCUGCUGUCAGUGAGAACGACUCCGAUGAGCUGCUCAUCGACCUGGAGCGGCCCCAGAGCAACAGCAGCGCCGUCACAGGGACCUCGGGUUCCAUCAUGGAGAAUGGAGUGAGCUCUUCCAGCACAGCUGACAAGUCCCAGAAGCAGUCCCUGACCCCCAGCUUCCAGAGCCCAGCCACUAGUCUGGGCCUGGAUGAAGGGGUCUCUGCCAGCUCAGCUGGAGCCGGAGCUGGGGAGACUCUGAAGCAGGAGUGUGACUCCCUGGCCCCCCAGAUGGCGAGCAGCACCACCUCCAAGCCGCCAUCAUCGUCCUCAGGACCCAGGACCCUCCCAUGGCAGGGACAGCCCAUCAGAGGCUGCCGGGGCCCGCAUGCAGCCCUGCCACCAGUGGUGAUCCUAUCCAAAGCGGCCUACAGCCUCCUAGGCUCCCAGAAGAGUGGCAAGCUGCCAUCCUCCUCAUCCCUGCUGCCCCAUGCCGACGUGGCCUGGGUGAGUUCCCUGCGGCCGCUCCUGAACAAGGACAUGAGCAGCGAGGAGCAGUCCCUCUACUACAGGCAGUGGACCUCGGCCCGGCAGCACCACGCCGACUACAGCAACCAGCUGGACCCGGCCUCUGGCACCCGAAACUUCCACCCCCGGCGGCUUCUGCUGACAGGGCCCCCACAGGUGGGAAAGACGGGCUCCUAUUUACAGUUCCUCAGGAUCCUCUUCCGCAUGCUCAUCAGGCUCCUGGAGGUGGAUGUGUAUGACGAGGAGGAGAUCAACACCGAUCACAGUGAAAGCAGUGAAGUGAGCCAGUCAGAGGGAGAGCCCUGGCCUGACAUCGAGAGCUUCAGUAAAAUGCCUUUUGAUGUCAGUGUGCAUGACCCCAAGUACACUUUGAUGAGCCUGGUGUAUACUGAGAAGCUGGCAGGGGUCAAACAAGAAGUGAUAAAGGAAUCCAAAGCUGAAGAGCCCAGGAAACGGGAAACUGUGUCCAUAAUGCUGACCAAAUAUGCAGCCUAUAACACCUUUCACCACUGUGAACAGUGCCGCCAGUACAUGGACUUCACCUCUGCCUCCCAGAUGUCUGACUCCACCCUUCAUGCCUUCACAUUCUCUUCCUCUAUGCUGGGAGAAGAGGUUCAGCUCUAUUUCAUCAUUCCCAAAUCCAAAGAGAGUCAUUUUGUCUUCAGCAAGCAGGGCAAGCACCUGGAGAGCAUGCGGCUGCCCUUGGUUUCAGACAAGAAUUUGAAUGCAGUCAAGAGCCCUAUUUUCACUCCUUCCAGUGGUAGACAUGAGCACGGACUCCUAAACCUCUUCCACGCCAUGGAGGGCAUCAGCCACCUUCACCUCCUCGUGGUCAAAGAGUAUGAGAUGCCUCUGUACCGCAAGUACUGGCCCAACCACAUCAUGCUGGUGCUUCCCGGCAUGUUCAAUAAUGCAGGCGUGGGUGCUGCCAGGUUCCUCAUUAAGGAGCUAUCAUAUCACAACCUAGAAUUGGAGAGAAACCGCCUGGAGGAGCUAGGCAUUAAACGCCAGUGUGUCUGGCCUUUCAUCGUCAUGAUGGAUGACUCAUGUGUCCUAUGGAACAUUCACAGUGUUCAGGAGCCAUCCAGCCAGCCUGUGGAAGUAGCAGUUUCCAGUAAGAAUGUUUCCUUGAAGACUGUCUUACAGCACAUUGAAGCCACACCAAAAAUUGUCCACUAUGCAAUCUUGGGCAUACAGAAAUGGAGCAGCAAGCUGACUUCUCAGAGCCUAAAGGCCCCAUUCUCUAGGUGUCAUGUGCAUGAUUUCAUUCUCCUCAACAUAGACUUGACUCAGAAUGUGCAGUAUGACUUCAACAGGUAUUUCUGUGAAGAUGUUGACUUUAAUCUGAGAACUAACAGUAGUGGCCUGCUCAUCUGCCGCUUUAAUAACUUCAGUCUCAUGAAGAAACAUGUUCAGGUUGGAGGGCAAAGGGACUUUAUCAUUAAACCAAAGAUCAUGGUGUCAGAGAGCUUAGCACCCAUCUUGCCCCUUCAAUACAUCUGCGCUCCCGACAGUGAACACACGCUACUGGCAGCCCCUGCACAGUUUCUCCUGGAGAAAUUCCUUCAGCACGCCUCAUAUAAACUCUUCCCCAAAGCCAUCCAUAACUUCAGGAGUCCCGUGCUGGCCAUUGACUGCUACCUUAACAUUGGACCAGAGGUGGCCAUAUGCUAUAUCAGCUCCAGACCCCACUCCAGCAAUGUCAACUGUGAAGGGGUGUUUUUCAGUGGACUCCUUUUGUACCUCUGUGACUCUUUCGUAGGUGCUGAUCUUCUUAAGAAAUUUAAAUUUCUAAAAGGUGCUACCCUGUGUGUCAUCUGCCAAGACAGAAGUUCCUUGCGCCAAACGAUUGUCCGCUUAGAGCUAGAAGAUGAGUGGCAGUUCCGCCUCCGGGACGAGUUUCAAACUGCUAACAGCAGUGAAGACAAGCCUCUCUACUUUCUUACUGGACGUCAUGUAUGAGCUUUUGAAGAGACCAAAAACAGCAAAAAGAUGCCUAGGUGGGGUGGGACAGAAAUAAUUUGGGAUUUUUUUUUUUCCUUUAAAGUACAAUCACUGUGGAGCAAAGUGCAACAUAUUUGUCUAAAUUCUCCAAAGAACUCCCCAAAUCUGAUCCAAGUCUUUGGGGACAUCACUUUCCUUCACUUCCAAUUACAGGACCCUGAAAUUCAGGUAAACUCUACCCUAGGUAGUUAUGCAAUUACUUAAGAUACGGUCUGCCCAUGGGAUCCUGAGGAGGAUAUACUUUGGAGAGUGAAUAUGGAGUUUGCAUUAUUUUUUUCUAUUACACUAUGUUGGGGGGAAACUGUCAGCAUUAACUAGCCUGAAUGUGUUACAUGAGACUCAUGCCAUUGGUGUGGAAUUAAUUGAAGAUUAACGUUUGAGGCCUGAACCCUCAGUUUCUCUUCAGAUCUGUACUUUGGUACAGUAUUACUCAGGGGUUUGAAAUGAUAGAAUGUAGACGAUAUUUGUAUUUAAAAAAAGAAGUAGCUUUGUCUUUCUCUGUGCAGUGUUAGUUUAAGAUUUAUAAUCUUCUAUGUAUUGAAACUUUUGGCAAAAUUUCCACAGGAGUUAAAAGUUUACUAUUUAAACUGAACAAACAAAUCAGUAAAUGCAGAGCAGGCAUUGUGUGCAUUUAUUCAUCUUCUAGCCUAAUUCCUUUGCUUUUUCCCAUUCUUUAAAUGUGUUUCCAGUCUUCAAGAAUAUCUUAUCUAUGAGACUGUGGAACAGCAAUUAAUCUUUUGCAAGAACUUGAUUAAGUCCAUUGAGUUAAGAAGCUUUCAGCAGGUAACCUGCACCCGCCGUUUGGUUGGAAUUAAGCAGUUGGCACCAGCAAACCUAAAUGUCAGGCUGAGGUUCUGUUGCAGAGUGAAACUAAUUUGUUUCCUUUCAGGGACUCAAGCAAAGCUUCCUUUAUUUAAAAGAUGCACUGAAUAUUACCACCUUACACUGACAACGCCACAGAAAUUGCUGAAUUGGGAAAUUGAGCCAUAAAAAGAGAAGUGUUUUCUACUUCAUCUUAGCAGUGACUCUUGUGAGGAGUAAGGAAGACUCCAUUAAGAGUCUUUAUGAUUCAUUAAAAUCAGCAGGGGAUGUUUGUCCAGUAUCGGCAAUGUGAGGCAUAUGUUUCUACAGAUUUCUCAAAUAUUUUAAUCAAAGACAUUAUUUUUAGAAAAUGUUCCAGACAAACUAAGUCUUAGAAGUUUACUCUUAAAUUACUCCAGUUCUCAUCAUUGAACAAUGUCUCGAGUUUUCUCAUUAGCCCAUAUUUACUACUUUAUCCCCACUUAACAUGGCCAUUUUUACUUGAAUCCAUCUUGUUUGUGUCCUGAAACUACUGAGGGGCCUACUAAGCCUGCAUUUACUUAGAACAAAUAGUGUUAAUUGACCAGCUUUAUUAUGACAAGUUUACAAAGCUAGUGAAAAAAUGGAAUGUAUUAGACUAAAAAUGGUUUGCAGAUCUCUUGGUUUUAAUAUAGCUACUUAUAAUGCUUUAACUGUAUUUUGAAGUGAACAAUUCCUUUUAACCCCAUUUUUAAUUAUCUUUCAAAGAGGACCUGCCUCAUACAUAAUAUAAAAAAAAAACUCCUUAAUUUUAGUACAGCAGAAUUUUUGGUAAAGAGGUAUGUUUUGAAGCAGUUUGGUUUAAAUAUGAAUGUAUUUCACUUGUUCCUGUUUUGUUGAAAGGGCCUAAUGCAAAUAAUAUCAAGAAACCCACUGUCUGUGCAAUAUUCCAAUGACAUUUACAUAGGGCAAAUAAAAUACUUGAAAGAAUUAUAAAACAAUUGUACCUGGGGUGGAUGGCCUCUCAGGGUUUCUUCUGGCUUUAUGACUUCAUAGCUUAAAGAAAUUUUUUUUUAAGUAGUUACAUCAGAUGCAGGUACUCCAUUAGUUAGGGCUGCACUCUGAAAAUUCAAAUUAUUAUUAUGAGCUCUUAAAUACUAUUUAACUCUGUGGAAGAGAUUUGCCAGAAUAAAGCCAAAGACCAUCACCCCUAUAAAAGAGAAAUUGACCUGCUUAUUCUUUUCAAAGCCUAUCUUACUAAGGUUUGGAUCUUUUAAAAAUCAUCUUAUCAGUAUAAUUCUUGAGUAUGUCAGGUCCUUCUUUAAGGAUAAAAUUGCACAAGCACAGGACACCAUGAUUUGUAUAUAUAUAUACUAGUGUGUUCGGCUUUAAGCUUUGCAAUCCCUUAGGACACUGGUGUGGGAUGAAUGGAUUCGCUAGGCCCACACAGUAACUCACCUGUAGACCUGCUGAACCUCAGCAUGUAUGACAGUUCACACAGGCUAAUACUGAAUGUAAACUGAAAACUAGAAGAGAAUUGUUGUAGUCAAUUGUUUUUGGCUGUAAUUUAUGCAAUUGCUUUUUGUGAUUUUUAGAAAGUGGGGCACCUGUGUUACUUUAUUACUGUAAAAUGUUCUUAACCAAAAUUUGGUGAAUUUCACUAGUCUACCUCACGUUUUGUUAAUGAUUCAAAAUUGUCUUGUGUCUACUGUUAUGUUUUUGUCCUUUAAUUUGGUAAAUGUAUUAAAGUUAUCUCCCACCCCCUCCAAAAAGUUAUUUUUUCCUUAUAACUUUCUGGCAUGUUAAGAAAACAAGCUCCCUGUCUCUGGCAAUGUCCUAAAAAGGCUGGAAGUCACAUUAUAGGUUGGACAACUAAGAUUAAAGAGGUGUUGAAAAUAUACAUAGUAGAUCCCAAUCUUUUAUUUGAGAGAUUGCAACUACACUCACUUUGAUGUCCUUUUGGAAACAGAACUUUGGGUUGCUAGAACUAAUACAAGGUGUUAUUGUUAAUCUCCAGUUAAAACUUCUCAAACUUUUUGAGAACUCUCAAAGUUGCUAGAACUAUGUAGUUUAAUGAAGAUGGUGUUAUUGUAGCAUGAAUUUUAUCUUCUUAAAAUCUCUACUAAAUUUUGAGAAGAAAUAACUUUGUUGUCCCAGAAAAAUGGCUUUCAAUCUAUUAAUAAAGUGUAGUAAAUUAAAAGAAUUUGACAUAGAAUCCAUGAAAACAAUCUAGGCCGGGCGCGGUGGCUCAAGCCUGUAAUCCCAGCACUUUGGGAA
Cercocebus atys (sooty mangabey) is the source of this 11660-nucleotide messenger RNA. RefSeq names its product growth regulation by estrogen in breast cancer-like (gene GREB1L). The transcript is spliced from 35 exons. The record is from RefSeq and is a predicted model, not a curated record. Lineage: Eukaryota; Metazoa; Chordata; Mammalia; Primates; Cercopithecidae. Bases 2658 to 8561 code for a protein of 1967 amino acids. Gene Ontology annotation, biological process: multicellular organism development; kidney development.